Messenger RNA from Spirometra erinaceieuropaei, 2017 nucleotides. Lineage: Eukaryota; Metazoa; Platyhelminthes; Cestoda; Diphyllobothriidea; Diphyllobothriidae. The record is from the annotation of a GenBank genome assembly.
AUGAUGCGCGAUAUCGCCAAUAAUGAGUACUUGGAAUAUGGCACUCAUGAACAAGCCAUGUACGGUACCAAGCUUGACACCAUUCGGCAAAUUCACGCCGCGGGUCUUAUUGCCAUUCUUGAUGUGGAACCGCAAGCACUUAAGCUGCUAAGGACGGCAGAAUUUGCCCCAUGGGUUGUCUUUAUCGCUUCUCCUGAUCUCAACACCUUGAUGACAGAUAUUAAUUGUCCAAACGUAAGCAUUAUUUUUCUCUGAUGUACUUUUUAACAUUAAUGUGGCUUACCCCCGAUAUAGGAAUUUCUGGUAAAAGAAAGAUCUUUUUCCUUGCCAUACGGUAGACUGCUACUAGCAAAACAGGAGUAUUCAUAAUAAUGCUCAUCAACGUUACUAUAUUAGACGUUUGUAAGCUUUUUGGCUUAUGCAAUAGAGAAAAGUUUUUGAAGUCUUCGCAGAACACUACAUCAUCAAAGGACAAGGAUUCUGCUAAUUUAAACAUUUAUGACUAUGCGAGACGAGAAAUGGAUUCUAAUUUAAGACGAACCAUUAUGAAAUAAACGCCCUGCUAUAAAGCUAAUCAGUCUGGAUCCAGGAGGAUAGAAGUCUAAAAGCAACUGUGUUGUGGACUUUUCUAACGGAAAAGCAUGUAUUUUGAAUCCUUCUCAAUUUUUAGUUCGAUAAUAUUCAUCGCCACCUACUGACAUAGUGAAUUUCUUACCUGGAGUUUUUUCUGGCCAGUUGCUAAAGUUUAUAUCCUUUAAUAACUAGGCACUUGACGCUUAAAUUAUAAAAAAUAAUAUGAAUUAACAUGACGAAAUAUUUUGCAGGUCACUCGGGUAAUUAAGGAGUAGGCUAAACAUAUUUGCUAACAAGCUGGAUUUCUUAUCCAAAUGUUGACAUAAACCGGAGUUGCGUGUUCAGUUUCUCCAGACAACUCCCGAAAUUUUGCUUCAGUAAUUAUCUCCACAUAUGUUUUAGGCAUUUGUUUAGAUCUUUGACUUUUUAUUACUUUUAAGUCACGUGUAGUUUAUAUGGACACCUUACAUCAAAAUAUCUGUAUAUUUUUUAUUUAGACGUGGUAAUCUUAUUUGAAAAUCUACAUCUUUGUGCAACGGAGGGAGGGUGUUUGUUUUAAAAACACAUCGUGUAGAUUUCUAAAUACCUUUUGAUUAAAUUCUCAUCCUUCUAAAAUGCAUCAGCUGUUUCAAUGUGAGAAAUUCUCUCGUCGUAUCUUUUUCAAUCAAAUAAUAGAUCGGCACUAGUCCAAGUAUCCAUGAACUGACCUAUGUGCAUAUAUAUCAGGCAUCUAGGUGAGUAGCCCACAGAUUACGUGCACCACAUGUUGCUCCACUGCACACAAUUAAAGUGUCUAGAUUACGUGUGCCAUGUUAACCUAAUAUCAUUAUACUUUCAAGAUUUCUGUGUACGCAAACAGUACAACUGCAAUUUGAUUUUAAUUUUCUUUAGAAUUCAUGUAUUGCCCUUUAACUGCAUAUUUUAUACAGACACAUCUGCGACUGUUUCUGAUAGUGGGUUCAAGUGAGAAUUCGAACGUCAUGUCAGUAAACAUUUUGUUCCACUGUUCCAGUCAUUUUCUCCUUUCAAGAUAUAAUUUUAUAGUAAUCCCGAACAGUAAUACGACUAGCUUUGAUUUUUGAUCACGAAUUUGCAGUGUUUGCUCAGUUUUCCUUUUAAGUACUCGCCAGAUUACGUUAAUUUAGUUUUGUAUUCUGCGUGAUUUAUGAUCGGGUGUGGAAUUUCUGUACCAAUAGCGACACGGGGGUCGCAGUUUUUUAAAGCAUGUGCAUCUUUUUGAAAGUAUCUCAGUUAAAGCAUCAAUAAUACAGUCAUUAUCUGCGGCUACUGCCCCUAGGCCUUUCAUAUACUCAGCUUCGUUUCGCUUUGUUCAUUGCAGGACGGAAGUCUUGAAAGAUUGGCCCGUGAAAGUCAACUUUUGGAACAGCACUUCCGACAUUUAUUCGACCUGAAGAUCGUUAAUAAUGAUAUGGAAGACACUAUC